AUGGAUGCAACUAAUGAAUCAGAUUUAUCCGACGAAGAAGUGGCAACCGAUGAUGAGGAAGAUCAUAAUAUCCAAGAACAGACAAGUGAGGAUGAAGAUUUGGUUGAAAAUUUCCAGAAGUACUAUGAUUUGUCUAAUUCAACACCGCUACAUCCAUUGAGUCCAUUAUCAACACGUGAAGGAUGUAACCUGAUUAUGAAACUCAGUCAUGAUAUAAAUCUCGAUAAGUCUCAUCUGCAACUACUAUUAAAUUCAUUUCAUUUACUUCUAUCUGCUCAAAAUAAUUUGCCAAAAAUAGUGAAACAGCUAUUUUUGAUCACCGAUAAUAGUACAAAACUACCAUCUGUUUCAUAUUAUUGUAAAUUAUGUCUCACACAACUGCUCUCUCCAACAAAUCAU
Didymodactylos carnosus is the source of this 399-nucleotide messenger RNA. Lineage: Eukaryota; Metazoa; Rotifera; Eurotatoria; Philodinida; Philodinidae. The record is from the annotation of a GenBank genome assembly.